Caretta caretta (loggerhead turtle) is the source of this 522-nucleotide messenger RNA. It is a transcript of the gene HIGD1B, whose product is annotated as HIG1 hypoxia inducible domain family member 1B. Gene Ontology annotation, biological process: mitochondrial respirasome assembly. The record is from RefSeq and is a predicted model, not a curated record. NCBI's taxonomy places the organism in Eukaryota, Metazoa, Chordata, Testudines, Cheloniidae. Gene Ontology annotation, cellular component: mitochondrion.
GAAAUGUCCCUGGUGCGGACGGGGAGAGGAGAUCCAGCCCGGGCAGCCUGCAGACCUAGCCCAGCAACACUGAGAGCAGGGGCAGGAUGGUUAUGGAUGAAAGCCAGUGGGUCCCUGAGCGCGAAGGCACCGUCUCCACCAAGCUCCUGCAGAAGGCGGGUGCGGCCCCAUUCGUGCCUGCUGGCAUUGGGGGCUUUGCCCUUGUGGUCGCUUAUGGCCUCUACAGACUGCAGGCCAGAGGAAAGAUGAAGAUGUCUGUGCACCUGAUCCACACCCGCAUGGCUGCCCAAGCCUGCGUGGUUGGAGCCAUCACGCUGGGAGCAACCUACACAGUGUACAAAGACUACCUGCUGAAACGGGCUGCAGACAGAGCCCAGAAAUAGCCCAGAGGAAGCUGCAGCGUCUGAGGGCCACAGCACAGCGAUCUUCCCUUGGCGGAACCUAGGUCCCUGCAGCCCCGCGCUCCCUGGGGCUGCUGUUGUGUAUGGAACCAAUCCUGCUUUCACGGUUUAUAAAGUUACA